This is a messenger RNA of Ctenopharyngodon idella (grass carp), 3353 nucleotides long. Its product is annotated as serine/threonine-protein kinase pim-2-like. Gene Ontology annotation, biological process: protein autophosphorylation; negative regulation of apoptotic process; regulation of mitotic cell cycle. Gene Ontology annotation, molecular function: protein serine/threonine kinase activity; ATP binding. The record is from RefSeq and is a predicted model, not a curated record. Gene Ontology annotation, cellular component: cytoplasm. The coding region runs from base 1133 to 2842 and encodes 569 amino acids. NCBI's taxonomy places the organism in Eukaryota, Metazoa, Chordata, Actinopteri, Cypriniformes, Xenocyprididae. The transcript has 10 exons.
AAUGACGAAUCUCCGACAUUCUCCGAAAAUGGUCAAAAACCUCAUAACUCCAUUUGAGCUUGAUUUUGCUAAAAUUUUAAUAAUAUAUUGACACGUACAAGUGCCUGACCAUAUAUAAAUUCAUUAAUUCAUUCAGGUUAUUUGCUGUUUUCUAACUGUGAACUUAAAACUGUGCUGUUUUUUUUUAUGUUAUUUAUUUGUAUUAUUGUUGUUGUUUUUUUUAUAUAAUUUGGCAUGCAGUUUUUAUAUACGAUGCGUUUAGGCCUAUAUGAUUUCCCCACCCUGUUUUAUGAAGGCCGUUUGAACGUUUCUGGCCUCGCCCUGCUUCAAUUAAAAGUAUAGACGUUUAAUUCAGAUGUAUUUCUUUUAUUGGGAUUCUGUUAUUUGAUUUAACUGAAAUUUAGGAAUUAAUAAUGUAAUGAACAUAGCUGGGCAAUAAAUUAUCUGUCGUUUAAAUGAAGUCAAUCACGUAAUUUUGAAGUUUUAUUUUAUUGACAUAAAGUUCAUAUUAUUUUGAUUUAUGAUUUUGUUUUAUUACCAUACAUUAUUCCAACGCUUCUACAGUUUAGAAAGAAUAAGUCUCAUAUGUAUUAAAGAAAACGUCAAAAUGAAGUUUGUAACUAUUCAAUAAAUGUGUUUAGAUUCGAUGUGCGCUCACGCGCUCUGCUCACACACGUGACUUCAGGUGUGCGCGCAUGAGUGAUUCAAAUUUUAGUUUCUAUAGCGACGCGUGUUAUGAAUUCUGUCUGCAUAUAUACACACUCGAACCAGAUCGCUAUCUGUUGGUUGAGAGGCGAAGCGAAUUCAGAGACUUUUGCAGAGCAUUUCUUGAGAUUUUGAAGCUGAGAGGAGACUUUUAUUCUAGAAGGAGAGCGGAGGAUAUUUCUUUCACAUAGUUUUAUUUAUUUUGAAAGACUUCAUAUUAUUUCUGAGGACAGUUUUAUUGUUCUUUUUUAUUUUAGAAGGAGUUUGUAGUUUCGGUUCUUUCUUUCUUUUUUUUUUAGCUUUUUCUUUCUUUCUUCUUCUUCUUUUUUUUUUUUGGAGGAUUAUUUCUGAGGAGAGUUGUAUUUCAUUCUUUUUUUAUAUAUAUUGUAUUUUGUAAGUUAUUGUUUUUAUUGCAGUUUGGAAGAGGAUGUCGAUGGCUCACGGGGGUGAAAGAGGAGCCUCAGGCAGCUCCAGAUCCAGGAGAGCUGCUUCCUGUCAGACGGCUGGUCAGGAGCUUUGGAGACCCGGUUCUGGUGACCACGAUCAGGAUCCGCUGCCAGACCCGACCCAGACACUGAGCCAGGAGAUAUCUGGAUAUUUAACACCUCUGCCGUCAGACUUCUCUGUUUUUGUGUCCACAGGUCAGGAUCACUGGAGGAGGAAGUGGCAGAGCGGCAGCCAGCAGAGCCCAGAUGAUGGACGUCCGUCCACUCCAUUUAAAAGACUUGUUAAACGCUCUCACAGAGCCUCCGGCCACUCCAGAUCCACUCAGACAGAUUCUUCACCGGGCAUCAUGUCCACAUCAUCUCUGUCCCUCUCUGAGGACAAUGUAGAGAGGCGGUCAUGCAGAGAGUUGAUGAGCCUCAGCAGCAGAGGCUCGUACAGCGUCAUAUGGAGGUGGAGUGGUGAUGGAUCAGAUCGCCCAAACCAACAGGGCAACCGGUGUUUGUCCAGGUCCGACAGCCUCGAAGAGUGGAUGUGCCCUCCGCUGCCGGGUCAAGUUCCUGUCGGGCCGUCAGAGACUUCAAAUGGCCGAACUGCUCAGGGUGCCGUGGAGGAGGCUUCUCCUGUGAACAAGAGCUCAACAGAAGAACCUACAGAAUGUCGGAAGAGGAAAGGAUUUGGUUCUGUCUUCCAGAGGCUGUGGAAGGCUUUGAAGAGUCCUUUCGGCUGCUGUUUCCACAGUAGUGCUGUGGAUGUUGUGGAGCCUUUUGUCCCUCCAGCAGAUCUGGAGCCAGAGCCUGAUCCUGAGCCGUCACCUGCUCCAGAUCACUCCGCCGUCAAGACAAAUAACGAGUCCUUUGAGUCUCUCUAUAACGUGGGAGAGAUGAUUGGAUCUGGAGGAUUUGGCAGGGUGUACGAGGGAACACGCAGAUUUGACUCCAAAAAGGUUGCCAUCAAGCGGAUGCGCAAGACUGACAACAAUCGUUACCUUGAUAUUCCUGGGCAUCCCGAACCUCUCGUUACAGAAGUGGCGCUGCUGCUGAUGAUGAGGCGAGAACCCAUAAGCCCCUACAUCAUACAACUAUACGAGUGGUUUGAACAUCCUCGAAAAUUCACUCUGGUCAUGGAGUUCCCUGAACCCUGCGAGAGCUUGCUGGACUUCAUCGUUCGUCAUCCUCAACUGGACGAAACAACAGCGCGGGUCAUCAUGCGACAGGCUGUGCUGGCAGUACAACACUGCGUUGAGCAUGGUGUUUUUCAUAAUGACGUUCAUGCGCAGAACUUCCUGUUGAAGAAAAACACGUUAGAGCUCAAGCUGAUAGACUUUGGCUGCGGUCAGCUGUUGAGCAGCGACGGCUACGAGAGGAACAUAUACCGUGGAAUACUGGAUUACUGCCCACCUGAAGUCUUGACAGACCCUCGAUUUCACGCCGUCCCAGCGAAUGUCUGGUCUCUAGGAGUGCUGCUGUAUGAGAUGGUGAACGCAUGUUCUCCUUUUCAGGACAGAGCGGAAAUCGCACAAGCCAAAGUUACAUUUCAGAACUCCAGCUUAUCCAAAGAAUGCAGAGAUCUGAUUAGCCAGUGCCUAACCCGGGAUCCAACUAAACGGCCGACGUUAGAGCAGAUGUUACAACAUAGAUGGAUUAGAAAUGAUGUAGAUUGGAGAAGUUCAGGAGAUUCACUCCAUCAGUGAUUACAGGAAACAACAGACUUGCUGUCGUCGGUGGAGGGCUUGAACUCGAGAUUUGACUGAAGCCUGAAGUCCAACCCCAGCCUGACAGGAACUCAGAGCCGCCGCACCAGAGACUCAGAGCCUGUCCACGUCUGAGAAGAACACGAGAGACGACAAGACUGGAGAGAAUCGUCAAGUCAUUACAGACACAUGUGCUUCGUUCUAAAAUGUCAAGACGAGUCAUCUUUAUUUAUGACCAAUCUGUCUGUGACUGUAUAUGUAUAUAUGUAUAUAAAAUCUCUAUAUGACCCCUUUGAAUAAAUGUUUUUAGUUGCAUAAAUACUACAUGGUUGCAAGCUUCAGUGCAUUGUAGAGCCUGUCAUAACAAAACAUAAUCCUACAAUAAAUGAGACUAUAAAUGGACAAUAAUAAUAAUUUGGUGCACUAUCCACUAUUCAUGUAUUAGAAAGAUUUAGGUCAAUCUUGAAGCUUAUAGGAAUAGUUACCCAAAAACGCAAAGUUCUGUCAUGAA